AUGGAGCUCUUCCUCCAUUACUCCCUCAUCCCAUCACUCUUCAUCAUUUUGGUUUUGUCCUUUCUCCAAAGACAAGAGCGUCAUAGGCAAAGAGAGGACACCUCUUUCCUCCUGGGGACCCACUUUGAAAUCAUCAUGCCACUGGACUUCGUGGGGACUUUCAGUAACCGAUGGUCCUAUGGAGUUGCUUUUGGGGCCACAGCCAAUAAGGUCAUGUUCUUGUUCUCAGAAGGCUACCAGCCCCUGCAGGUCCCGCAGUGGGCCCAAGCCUUUCUGCUUCUGAUUGGAGGCUUUGAAGUUGGCCUGUCAUACUUCCCCUUCUUUGCCUGCCUCUCCUCCAAGUCCCAGCUGGCCAGCUCAGUCCUCGGCUUCAGCUACUCUCUGAUUUGGUUUACAGUCACUAUUCUUCAAAUCUCACAGUGUCCCCACGGACAGUUUCUGGGAAGGUAUGAGACCCUCGUGUUCUACUGGCCCUCAUUGCUGUGCCUGGCUUUCCUGCUGGGCCGCUUCCUGCACAUGUUCAUCAAGGCUCUGAGGGUCCACCUGGGCUUGGAGCCCUCGAUGGAAGAAAGGCCAAUGCUGGAAGUCCACCAGGCAGAACACGUCAAACAGCUGCUGCGGAAGGCCCGUCUGCAAGAAAAUAAAGGCUCCUGGUUCCAAACCUGGGUGUAUGAAUGGGAUCCCUGCUUCCAGUUCCCAAGCAGAAUGAUAGGAACCAUUGUGCUGGCUUUCAUAUGCCUGUACCUUUUCAUUGUCAUUGAGUUCUGCAUGUUUGUGUAUGUGAGAGACAAGUUGGAUAUGUUCGAAGGGAAGCUGGAGAGCUACCUCACCUAUAUGAACGAGACAGGGACACUGACCCCAGUUAUUCUACAAGUCCAAGAGCUGAUCAGUGUCACCAAAGGAGUCUGGGUGGUGACCAUUCUUCCUGCCUCCCUCACGUGUGUGAGCUAUCUGUUCCACAUCCUGGCCUGUUACAGAAAGCACAUAAAGAGGCUGUGGGCAGGAGACAAACAGUUUCUCCCUCCGAGGUUCCACAAUCCUUCCUCAGCAGCAAGUGUGGUGGCCAUUGCAAGAUACUCUGGCUGGCAGAUAGCCUAUAUUCUGUGGGGAUACCUCAUCAUCCAUGUGGUGCAGAGCCUGUGUGGCAUGAUGAUCGUGUAUGGCCUGGUGCUGCCUGUCAUCCACAACCAGGGCCUGGAGCUGCUCCAAGGGCUGGGGCUUGGAUUCCUCACUCUAUCCAUCGUUGUGGGCCUCAUGAUCCUUCAGGGUUGGAUCGCCGCCAGCUUCUUCCUGCAGCCCAAGCUGGGCACAGCUGACAAGCAGAAACCCUUGGCUCUCAACAACAGGAAAGCCUUCCACAACUUCAACUACUUCUUGUUCUUCUACAAUGUGCUGCUGGGAGUGGGUGCCUGCCUCUCUAGGCUGCUUGUCAGCUGCCUCUUGGGCUCCUGGCUGGUUGCACGCAUUGACAGGACCAUCAUGCAGAGUGGUUAUGAGGGCGCAGACAUGGGGUUCAGUGCGUGGAUCGGCAUGCUCUAUGUGGAUCAUUACCACACCAAUCCUGUGCUGGUCAGCUUUUGCCAUAUUCUCAUCACUGGCCACAGGGAGAGGAAGCUGCAGAAGUCUAUCAAAUACUGGUACCUAAACCAAUCAGCAGGUCCCCGCAUCUCAGCAAGGUCCAGGAUGAGGUGGCUCCUGCUGAAGACCUUGAUCAACAAUCCCAGGCUUAUCAUGCUCAGAAAAUCAAAAUCAGAUCAUGGUUCCCAUGAGUUCACCCAAAUUCUACUAACGUGCUCAGAUUGUUGA
Molecule: messenger RNA, 1806 nt
Organism: Dipodomys ordii (Ord's kangaroo rat)
Lineage: Eukaryota; Metazoa; Chordata; Mammalia; Rodentia; Heteromyidae
Product: stimulated by retinoic acid gene 6 protein homolog
Exons: 17
Coding region: 1-1806 (601 amino acids)
Biological process (GO): vitamin A import into cell
Cellular component (GO): plasma membrane
Molecular function (GO): signaling receptor activity; retinol transmembrane transporter activity
Source: RefSeq, a predicted model, not a curated record